CCUGGGCGGGGUCCUCCGGACUCGGGUGCUGGGCGGUUCUGAUUUUUGAGCGUAGAGUCGUCCUCAGGGGAGGGAGCACCCCGAUCUGCUCGCAGAGCAACCUCGCCGUCAGCUCCCCAUUCCCGCAGCCGGAACCAGCCAUGCUCAGCAGUCAGGUGUCUUUCUUCCCCAUGGUCCACUUCAUCCUCUUUGUCUUCACGGCUUCCACUAUAUUUCACCUUCAGCAGCGGCUAGCGAAGAUUCAACCCACGUGGGAGUUUGAGACACUGGUUUUGGCGCCGACAGAAAGCCCCACGAGCCCCCCGCUCAGGGGAAUGUGGACGAUCAAUGCAAUUGGCCGCCUGGGGAACCAGAUGGGUGAGUACGCCACCCUGUACGCCCUGGCCAAGAUGAACGGGCGGCCGGCCUUCAUCCCGGCCGAGAUGCACAGCACGCUGGCCCCCAUCUUCAGAAUCACCCUCCCCGUCCUGCACGGCACCACGGCCAGCAAAAUCCCGUGGCAGAACUACCACCUGAACGACUGGAUGGAGGAGGAGUACCGCCACAUCCCGGGGGAGUACGUGCGCCUCACCGGCUACCCCUGCUCCUGGACCUUCUACCACCACCUCCGCCAUGAGAUCUUGCGGGAGUUCACCCUGCACGACCACGUGCGGGAGGAGGCUCAGAAGUUUCUGCGGGGCCUGCAGGUGAACGGAAGACAGCCGGGCACCUUCGUGGGGGUCCACGUGCGCCGGGGGGACUACGUGCAGGUCAUGCCAAACGUGUGGAAGGGCGUGGUUGCCGACCAGCGGUACCUAGAGCAGGCUCUGGACUGGUUCCGGACUCGCUACAACUCUCCCAUCUUUGUGGUCACCAGCAAUGGCAUGGCCUGGUGUCGGCAGAACAUCAACUCCUCCCGCGGUGAUGUGGUGUUCGCGGGCAAUGGCAUCGAGAGCUCACCAGCCAAGGAUUUUGCAUUGCUUACCCAGUGCAACCACACCAUCAUGACCAUUGGGACAUUCGGGAUCUGGGCUGCCUACCUUGCCGGUGGAGAGACCAUCUACCUGGCCAAUUACACGCUGCCCGACUCCCCCUUCCUCAAAAUCUUUAAGCCAGAGGCAGCCUUCCUGCCCGAGUGGGUGGGCAUCGCAGCUGACCUCUCCCCACUACUCAAGCACUGAUGUUAGCUGCGCUUGGCACCUCCUCCUUUGCUGGUAUUGUUACAUGUACCAGGACACUACCCACUGGCAUCAUAAUGCUUUGGGCGGCAAGUAACAGAAGUCACAACUGACUUGUUUAAAUAACGUAUUUAUUUUUUUUUGUUUGGUUUUUGUUUGUUUGUUUGUUUUUUUGUGACUCUGCUGGGACCUGAACUAAAUAACAUAUUUAUGUGUUUUACACAAGACUGGAGGCAGUGCACCUCUGGGGUUAGUUAAGUCAGCCGCCAAGCAGUGUCAUUGGUGACUCCAGUUCCAUCCAGGUUGUUCAACUGCCAUCAGCUCUCAGACCAGCUGGCUCCCUCAUGGUCCAAAAGGGCUGCCACAUAGCCAGGUGUCACAUGCAAACAAUCUCUUCAUGAAGCAACAACAACAAAAAAGGUUCGUUCUUGCAUCCCUUUAGAAGAGUGAGGGAAAGAUUCCAAAGCCCUCCAGCAACUGCCUCCCACACAUACAUAUCUCAUUGACUGGAAGUGUCUCACAUGCCCACAUAAAACAGAAGCCUUAAAUUGUGCAGGUUGUUCACUACACAAAGGCAACUGACCAAGGAGGCAAGUGAGGCUCAAGUAGAGCCAACAGCCUACUCUCCAAGCCAUGUGUCCUUAGGACUGUGUCCACCCAGGGGGCUCACUGUUUUCUAGUUAGCCUGCCCAGACCUGGGACCAUUUCAGCAACUUUUAUAAGAGCACCGCCCUACUGGCAAGUAGCUUGUGUACAUCUAAGACCACCCACCCCACUUCUGCAAUGCUGGCUUCCUAGGGCCUAGGAUGGUUCCUGGUGAGAACUCAGAGACCAGCAUGGCUCAGUGACCUUGAAGAGAGUCCAUUUCUUCUUUGUAAACGUUUGUUGUGGUGAAUGUAACCAACAGGAUCUCUGCUAGCAAAGGUUGGGUUAACAAAAUAUAGCAGCUUACAAUGACAGCCAUUUCUUAUUUCCCACAAUCCUAUGGGUCAGUUGAGUGGCUUUCUGCUCCAUGCAGUGUUGACUGAUGCCUCACGCAAGUGCAUUUUUGUGGAGUUCAAGUGGAGCAUCUUGAUCUCCUGCAUGUGGCCUGUCCUGCAGGAUAGCUUGGACUUCUGCAUCACAUGCUUUCUUUCAUCUUGCUUACUGGAACACUCAAUCAUUAGCAUCAUGUAAGAAGCCACCAUGCUAUGAGGAGGCCCAACCCCACUCAGAGGCCAUGGGUGGGUGCUACAAUAAACAGUCUUAGCUGAGGUCGACUUCAAAUCAUUCGGUGUAGGUAUCAGAUAUGAUUCUAUGGGUCAUUCAAGUCAGCCUUAGCAUCCAGCUGAGGUUCCUGAUGACAUGUUGCAGAGAGAAGUCCUAACCUGACUCCUGAUUCAUGAAUUCUGUGAGCAUAACAAUAUGAUUGCUCUAUGCUGUGAAGUUUGGGGAUAUCUGUGAUAUAGCCAUAGAUACACUAAGUCAAUAAUUCUCUAUUAUUUGCAGACACUUUCAUGAUUUUGGCAUGAACUAAAACAUGAACUUCUGCACCUGACUUGAGAUCCCACGUGCAAAGGCCCUGUGGCAGGGGGAAUCUAGUGCUACAUGAGAGUGGAACAAGGCCAGUGUGGCUGGAACACAUGUAGGAGAGAAUGUAGGAGAGAAGUUAGCAGGGUUGACCAUGAAAGGCAUUGCGGACCAUGGCAAGGGCUUUGGGUUUUAUUCUAAGACCAAGGGGAAGCCAUUAGAGGGUCUAAAUUAGGGGAGUAACACAGUCGGAUUUGCUAUGUGGACUACUCUGGCUGCUAUGUGGAGGAAGGGCUAUAGGGACAAGAGUGGAGGCAGAACCAGGGAGAGGGCUACUGUAACAUUCCUAGCGAAAAGUGGCAGUGGGCCAAGGAGGUAAUGGUAGAAGCUUAGAGGUCUCAUUUCAAGGGCUCAACAGAGACUCCUAAUACUUCUCUGCCAGUGUCACAAUCCUUAAAGAGACAAUCCAGAUACCCCAAUCAGAUGGAUGUUUGAGUCAACCAUUCACCACGGGCCAAUUAUCUGAGGGCAUGCAGAAGGUCACAUAAUACAACAUGGCCACCAUGUUUGUAAGGAAGUUGGUCUGAUAAGAAGGUAAUAAAAGAACAUAAGGACUGGGAA
Molecule: messenger RNA, 3287 nt
Organism: Canis lupus familiaris (dog)
Lineage: Eukaryota; Metazoa; Chordata; Mammalia; Carnivora; Canidae
Gene: FUT2
Product: fucosyltransferase 2
Exons: 2
Coding region: 141-1160 (339 amino acids)
Biological process (GO): carbohydrate metabolic process
Cellular component (GO): membrane
Molecular function (GO): galactoside 2-alpha-L-fucosyltransferase activity
Source: RefSeq, a predicted model, not a curated record